Molecule: messenger RNA, 1458 nt
Organism: Spathaspora passalidarum NRRL Y-27907
Lineage: Eukaryota; Fungi; Ascomycota; Pichiomycetes; Serinales; Debaryomycetaceae
Exons: 1
Coding region: 1-1401 (466 amino acids)
Source: RefSeq, a predicted model, not a curated record
AUGACGUUAUUCUUUGUUUUAUUUUACGUCUUUUUCUUGGCAUUAGCUGCUGAGGUCCGUAUUUUCAAUCUUAAAGGAACCGGGGAACUUACUCCUGUUCUGGUCGAUUCAGCCAAUGGCGUCUUAUACGGCGCUGUAGAAGUUCCUGAUGAACUCGACCUUUAUUUACACUCCAAUGGUGAGCUAGAAACAUUCAAUGGUCAUUUCUUGAAGCUUACUCCUUUUGGGAUAGUCGAAACUGAUACUCCAGAAACCCAAGCUUGGGGUGUCACACAGAUUGAUGGCAAGGACGUCUUGACUUAUGACGGAAACGCUCAGUUUUACUAUGGGACUGACCAACAUCAGGGAAUGGACCGGUCUUUUACCCAGCAGAAAUACUUUUUUAGCCAAUCGGUUAAUUUAGAAGUAAGGGAUAUUAAUGAUGGAGUGGACACUGCUGCUGAACCACCUAAUGUAACUGAACCUAAUAUUGGAGAUGAUGCUCAAACUCUUGAUGAGGGUGGUGAUGUUACUGAACCUGCUGGAGGAGACGUUACUGAACCUGAUGGUGGUCAGGUAGCUGAUCCUGCUGGUGGUGUUACCGAUCCUGAUGGUGGUCAGGUAACUGAUCCUGAUGGUGGUCAGGUAACCGAUCCUGCUGGUGGAGGUACUACUGAUUUGGGUGGUGGUGAUACAACCGACAUCGGUGGUGGUGAUACAACCGACAUCGGUGGUGGUGAUACAACCGACAUCGGUGGUGGUGAUACAACCGACAUCGGUGGUGGUGAUACAACCGACAUUGGUGGAGGUACUACUGAUUUGGGUGGUGGCGAUACAACCGACAUUGGUGGAGGUACUACUGACACGAGUGAUGAUGGUGGACAUACCUGGCAUGAUGGAACUGAUACUAGUGAAAUCGGUGGGGGUACCUCCGAUGAUGGACAUUCUGCUACUACUAUUGAUGGAGGAAGCCAUUCUACCGAUGAUACUGAUAACAACAAUCAUUCUGGUACCAAUAAUCAAUCUGGUACCAAUAACCAAUCUGGUACCAAUAACCAAUCUGGUACCAAUAACCAAUCUGGCACCAAUAAUCAAUCUGGUAAUAAUCAAUCUGGAAAUAAUCAAUCUGGAAAUAAUCAAUCUGGAAAUAAUCAAUCUGGAAAUAAUCAAUCUGGAAAUAAUCAAUCUGGAAAUCAAUCUGGAAAUAAUCAAUCUGGAAAUAAUCAAUCUGGAAAUAAUCAAUCUGGUAAUAAUCAAUCUGGUAAUAAUCAAUCUAGUAAUAAUCAAUCUGGUAACAAACCUGGUACCAAUCAAUCUAGUACUACCAUUACGCAUUCUGCUACCACCCAUGACAAUUCAGGGCCAACCAUUUCAUUGGGAGGUUGGCAAGCGUUUGUGCUUAUUGUCUUGUCUUUAUUUUAGUCUCUCUAUUUAGUCUUACUCUUUAGUUGAAAUCCAUGUUUUCAUAAUAUAUAAAAA